This is a messenger RNA of Arachis ipaensis, 3382 nucleotides long. Its product is annotated as putative disease resistance RPP13-like protein 1. The record is from RefSeq and is a predicted model, not a curated record. NCBI's taxonomy places the organism in Eukaryota, Viridiplantae, Streptophyta, Magnoliopsida, Fabales, Fabaceae.
AAUUUGAUAAAGGUGAGCUGGUCUUGCUAUGGAUGGCAGAGGAACUUUUACAGCCAAAAGGAAAAAAGUCUUUGGAAGAACUUGGUUGUGAAUAUUUCGAUCAAUUGGUUGCAAGGUCCUUUUUUCAGUCCUCUAGUACUGAUAACAGCUUCUAUGUGAUUCAUGAUAUCAUGCAUGAUUUGGCAACAAUUUAUGCUGGAGAAUUCUAUUUUAGAGCUGAAAAAUUUGAGGAAAAUAACAGGAUCAGCAAUAAAACUCGCCAUUUAUUGCAUAACUCAAGAGGAAACUAUCCCUUUUCGCAACUUGUUGCAGCUUGUGGUAGGGUAAAAGACGUGAGGACAUUUCUUGAAAUAAAUUUGGAUGAUGAUGAUCAUCCUUUCAAUAUGGAAAAUGCUCCUCAUAUCUUUUCAUCACAGUUGAAGUGCUUAAGAAUUUUGUCAUUUAAUACAUUUCCUCUUUAUUCAUUACCCAAUUCAAUAGGUGAAUUGAUUCAUCUGCGUUAUUUGGAUCUCUCGUAUACAUGUAUACAGACAUUGCCUGAGGAAUUGUGUAAUUUGUACAAUCUCCAAACAUUGAAGUUGAAGAAAUGUCGUUGGCUAAUGAAGCUACCCAACAAUAUGCAAGAUCUUGUAAAUUUACGUCAUCUUGAUAUUGAAGGAGCUGGUCUUGAAGAGAUGCCAAAAGGAAUAAGCAAAAUGAGGGAUUUGCAGUUUUUAAGUGACUUUGUUGUCGGCAAGCAUGCAGAGAAUAAUGGAAUUAAAGAAUUGGGAGCUCUUGCAAAUAUUCACGAGACGCUUCACAUUUGCCAAUUAGAGAAUGUCAUUGAUGGUGAUCAAGCUUUGGAGGCAAGAAUGGCUGAGAAGAAGAACAUUAGGAGUCUAUAUUUGACUUGGUCAUCGGACAACCAUACGGCUGAUUCUCAAGAUAUAAUCAACAAUCUAAGGCCUCACACAAACUUGAGAGAGCUAUCAAUCAAUGAGUACAUGGGUCAAACAUUUCCAAAUUGGUUAGGACAUUCUUCCUUCAGAAAUAUGACCAAAAUCUACUUGAAAUGCUGCAGCAAUUGUAUUGAGAUUCCUUCACUUGGACAGCUACCCUCUUUGAAGCACUUGCAGCUCAGCGAGUUUAACAAAUUAACGCGCGUGGGUGCCGAGUUUAACAAACAUGUUGAAUCUUCUUCUUGUGGGACACCCUUUCCAAUGCUUGAAACUCUGUGUUUUUCUGAUAUGUAUUGCUGGGAGGAGUGGCUUUCAGUUUCAUCUGAGUUUGAGUUGGAUGCUUUUCCUCGGCUUAGGGUGCUUACAAUGCGAAAUUGUCCUUUGUUAAGGGGAGAUUUACCCAGCCAACUACCUGCUUUGAAAAGCCUUCGCAUUAGCCAAUGUGCUCAACUUGCCUUUACUCUCCCAAGAGCAGAUGCAAUGCUCAAGUUAUCUGUUGAAGGACCCCACCAAGUGGAGGCCGUCUUUGAGGCCAUUGCUCGCAAACAACUAAACUGUCUACAAUCUUUAAGAAUCUCAAGAUGUUAUUCAUCCAUAUCAUUUCCUGGAGCAUGUUUGCCUUCUUCAUUGCAAAACUUGGAAAUUCUCGGUUGCCCAUAUCUAGAGUUCCCAAUGUCGCAGAAGCCGCAUGAGUCAUUACAGUCGGUAUCAAUAUUCGACAGUUGUUUUUCACUCGUGUCCUUCCCUUUGGGAAGCUUUCCGAAUCUCACUGCACUCACAAUUUCAUCCUGUAAAAAUAUGAGGUCUCUGGAGGAAUCAUAUCCUACUGCUGCUUCAACUUCAAGUCUCCGCUCUUUAAGCAUCAAGAGCUGUCCUAGUCUUGUGUCUUUCAAGAUGGUUGCACCCCAUCUAGAGGAUCUCUUCCUAAGCGAUUGCUCAGAAAUUGAGUCAUUUCCUGAAGGGGGUUUGCCACCAAACCUGAAAAUGCUUGACAUCCAAAGUUGCAAGAAGCUGGUCACGUACCUAGCAUCCAUGGACUUGCGUGAUCACUGUCUUACACAUCUUGACAUUGAACAUCCUUAUGAUAACAUCAAUUCCUUCCCCAUGGACGGUUGCCUGCCGUCCUCCCUUGAGACUCUCUAUUUGCGAUGCUUUCCAAGUCUAGAAAUCUUAGACUGCAAGGGACUUUACCAUCUCCAGGAGCUAUGGAUAGAUCAUUGUCCCAACCUGCAGGAUGUCGCAGGGAAAAGCUUUCCUGCCUCUCUGUCAAUUCUCAAAUUAUAUGGAGAUUCUUUGCUGAAGAAAUGCUGGCAGAUGAAGGAUCCGCUGAUUUUGUCCAAAAUGUCCCACGUCCGCAACAUCAAUGAUGACGGACUUUGGAUUUCAUGACUCAAGAAAGUACAAUUGCUUUUUUCUGUCCAUCAUCUUCAACAGUACUCUUGGAUUUCAUCGAACCUAUCCUUAUAUUCAACCAGAGUAACUUGAAUUUCCCAGUUCAACCAUGGGCUUGAUUUAUUGCUGAACUCACAAAUGGAGCAUCAAACUCGACUAUUAUAGGUAUGUUCUUACUGCUGGGGUCCUAUAUCAUUGCUUGUACGCAUGGUAUGCCUUCUUUUUAUGGUUUUUUCAUAGGAAGCAAAGAGAUAACUAUGUGCCCGAGGUUUUGUUUUGUUGCGUUCAGGGAUGUAAAAGUCGCUGAAAUCUGCUGGUUAUUGGCUAAGCACUUAUAUCAAUUUGAUAAUCCAAAUGAAAUUCAGCCCAAGUUUACAUAAAUAGGUUCUUAGAAGAGUUUUCACUUUAUCAUCCAAGUUGGAAAUGAAGGAGCAGAGUAAUUUGGACAAGCAAGGAGAAUAAUGCUGAAGGAUUUUAAGACAUGACAUGUUGACUGUAAAUUUGCAAAUGCAGCAUGUUCUUGAAGUGGUUCAAGCUCCAUGAUAAAUCCAAAUUGUGUACAUUCCAUUGUGACUGCACACACACACACACACACACACACACACAUAUUGAAGAUAACAAAAGAUUAUUAUAUUAAACGUUAAACGUUUUCAUUCUAAAUGUUGAAGGAACAUGACAAUUUGAGAAGAAAGAAAUGAGGCAAAUGGGACUGCAGCACAUGGAAGCAGCCAAAAGCAUUUUCCGGACACUUUGCGAAAUAAGAAGGAAACCUAUGUUGUUAAUUUGAUGAGGAAAUUUUAAAAGGAAAUUGUAAAUAGCCUUUUGAAGGAAUACAGACAUCAUCAUCAUCAUCUAAGUUUUUAGUCCUUCAGCUUGAAGAUAGCCUUUUGAAGUCUGAAGAUAUAUCUAUUUAACACAUAUUAGAACAUUUCUAAAAUAUUAUUCAGCUUUAUAUAUAGUCAUGUAUGUAGCAAACUCUUGCCUCUGACCUGCAAAAUUAUGAAGCAAAAUAGCACUACCAAGAUACAUCAAAAUGCAGUGCAUUCUGACUA